GGAAGUAGGGUCUGCAGCACCGCUCGAACCGAAUCCGAGCGCCGCGGUAGCAGCACCGGGCUCCUUGGCCGGCGAUGAGACGAAUCGGGGCGUUCGGGGGCUCCACGGCCCUGUGGGUGCUGCUGGCCGCCCGCAUGGCGGCGGCGUUCGAGCCCGUGAGCGUGGGCAUCGCCAUCGGGGCCGUGUCGGCGCUCACCGGCUACCUGUCCUACACCGACUUGUACUGCCGCUUCACCGAGUGCUGCCACGAGGAGCGGCCCCUCAACGCGUCGGCCCUCAAGCUGGACUUGGAAGAGAAGCUGUUUGGACAGCACCUCGCCAACGAAGUGAUUCUCAAGGCACUGACUGGCUUCAGAAACAACAAAAAUCCCAAGAAAGCACUGACUCUGUCCUUGCACGGCUGGGCUGGCACGGGCAAGAACUUUGUCAGCCAGAUUGUGGCUGAAAACCUUCAUCCAAAAGGCCUGAAGAGUAACUUUGUCCACCUGUUCGUCUCUACUCUGCACUUCCCUCAUGAGCAGAAGAUAAAACUAUACCAGGACCAGCUCCAGAAGUGGAUCCGGGGCAACGUGAGUGCCUGCGGCAGCUCCGUCUUCAUCUUUGACGAGAUGGAUAAAUUGCACCCUGGCAUCAUUGACGCCAUCAAGCCCUUCCUAGACUACUAUGAACAGGUGGAUGGGAUUUCCUACCGCAAAGCCAUCUUCAUCUUCCUCAGCAAUGCAGGAGGGGACCUGAUAACUAAGACGGCCCUGGCCUUCUGGCGGGCAGGAAGGAAGAGAGAGGAGAUCCAGCUGAAAGACCUGGAGCCUGUGCUGUCCGUGGGUGUCUUCAAUAACAAGCACAGUGGCCUGUGGCACAGUGGGCUGAUAGACAGAAAUCUCAUCGACUACUUCAUCCCCUUCCUGCCCUUGGAGUACAGACACGUGAAAAUGUGUGUGCGGGCAGAGAUGAGGGCCCGCGGGACUGCUGUUGAUGAAGACAUCGUCACCAGUGUGGCAGAUGAAAUGACCUUUUUCCCCAAGGAUGAGAAGAUCUAUUCAGACAAGGGCUGCAAGACCGUGCAGUCACGGCUAAGUUUCUACUGAGCUUUUCGCCUAAUGGCGUGGGAAGGCUCACAGGAGCCUCCCAGGCCCACCAGGGCCUUGCCUUGUGGAAGCACUUUGAAGACGCCCUUGGGGCUUUUUGUUCAUUUGCACCUGUGGACCCUGGGGAUGCUGUCAGGUGGCAUCUGAUGGUGAGCUUCUAGAACCCUCACACUGUUCCUGUGAAUCAAGUGCCUAGAAACAUCUGAACUCAGGAGGCGAAAGGUCCUGUGUGGCCAAAGGCACCCAUGCCUCAGAUACCUGCCACUAAAGGGGCUACAACACUCUGCUGCAGCCUCGGGGAGCCA
Acomys russatus (golden spiny mouse) is the source of this 1390-nucleotide messenger RNA. It is a transcript of the gene Tor1b, whose product is annotated as torsin family 1 member B. The record is from RefSeq and is a predicted model, not a curated record. The transcript has 5 exons. Gene Ontology annotation, biological process: protein localization to nucleus; nuclear membrane organization. Bases 75 to 1085 code for a protein of 336 amino acids. Gene Ontology annotation, molecular function: ATP binding; ATP hydrolysis activity; kinesin binding. Lineage: Eukaryota; Metazoa; Chordata; Mammalia; Rodentia; Muridae. Gene Ontology annotation, cellular component: endoplasmic reticulum; endoplasmic reticulum lumen; nuclear envelope.